AUGUCCGAUCCAUCACCUCACGCGGUUUUGACGCUGCCCGUGGACAUUCCACGCAUCACGUCUACAAGCGAAAACUCGGAUCUCAAUUACUUCGGCCCAGUUAAUGACGAACUUCCUAUCGAGGCGUCCAGGUACAUCGCUCGUGUUACUGAUGGGGUGGAGGACGAAAUCGCACACACGCUCAAGGCAUUCCUAGAGAUCACGCAAAGCGACUGCGUUGGCAACGCAGAAGAGAAAAAAUGUUGCUGGUUUACAGUCCGCUCACAAAAGCCCACCGACGAAUUCCUCAUCCCAAGAUGGCACCGUGAUGGUCGCAUGUAUACAUACGACGAAGGACGAGAAGACGUUGUGAGAAGCAAGUACGCGCUCGUUAUACUUGGGCCUGCUACACUCAUGCUGGUGCCAGAUGAGCAAUCAUUCGCUUUUGAAAAGCAAGCGGUGUCGAAAUUUAAGUGGUGGUGGGAGGAUGAGGAUGCCCCUCAGCCCACGCCAGAAGAGAUGGAAGACGCGGAUUUGAAAUUGCGAAAGUGCCUCGAAAACGAAUUCAAAGAUUCUCCCAAAGUACAGGUUGGACAUGGCCAAGUCGUUCGAUUCAGUUGGGGAAGAGACAACAGCCCAAUUCAUUCAGAGCCACAUUUCGAUUGCGACAGGAUCUUCAUAAGUGUUUUGUAUGGCAGUGAACCGGAAUUGCGAUACAUGGCCGAUUUGAGGGAUACUGAGUACGGAAAGUACGAGGUCGAACUCUAA
Messenger RNA from Fusarium pseudograminearum CS3096, 747 nucleotides. RefSeq lists its product as uncharacterized. The transcript has a single exon. The record is from RefSeq and is a predicted model, not a curated record. NCBI's taxonomy places the organism in Eukaryota, Fungi, Ascomycota, Sordariomycetes, Hypocreales, Nectriaceae. The coding region runs from base 1 to 747 and encodes 248 amino acids.